Messenger RNA from Acanthoscelides obtectus, 231 nucleotides. Lineage: Eukaryota; Metazoa; Arthropoda; Insecta; Coleoptera; Chrysomelidae. The record is from the annotation of a GenBank genome assembly.
CCAGACGCUGCUGGGAAUCCGCUAGAUGGACGCCCUUGCGAUGAUAGUGCUGGCAAGGAGACACCAACCAUACGGAUGAAAGAAAAUGACUUGAAAUUAGCUCCUGAGAAGACAGAAGUAAUUAUACUUUCUGGCAGACAGAAGCUAACUUGGUUAGCUGUUAAGGAUGAUAAUUCAGAGCCAAAAUGCAAUUAGGUAUAAAGCACUUCCAAGAGUCUAUUAUCAGCUGCU